AUGUUGCAGAUCGUCGACGACGAUAAUGCCUCUACAGCCAGCUUCGAGGAGGUUGGUGUCAGACGCGUACCGGAAGACAAUCAAGCCUUGGUUCUCAAAGAGAAAUCCAACAAGCCAACGGCAGACAUAGUCUACGUGUUGCAGUACCUAGGUUUCGGUGGCAAAGUUCUUGACAGCCAGGAGAGCGUCACUCCCUUCGACGAUAUACCCAAUUAUGGAAAAUCCAGUAAUGGAUCCCACAGCUCCAGUAUCAAGUCAAUUCUUGAGAUUGUGACCAAGGUGUCGACCAAUGUGAAGAUGUCCCAAGAUCCGCCUGGGCGUGGUCACGGCAGUUAUUACGAUUCGUCAUCUUCGGAAAGCGAAGACGAGAGUGUCGCGAAAUCUGCCAGGGUCAUACGAACAUACAUGAUCAUUCACUCGGAAUAUCUCAUCAAUGCCCUCAGGGCAGUCGUGGCUUACUAUCCCAAUAUCGACUUGCUUGAAGACAAAGUCACCAUCGAAGCCCCCUACCGUGUCAUUGUACACCAUCGCGAGGCUCUGAAAAGGUACCGCUACCACCAGCCCGGCACCCAUUCCUCAGAGUACGCUCGCUUGACAGCGGAGCAUGUGGAUGUCCUCCUCCAAUUUAUCGAGCAGACGGUGGGAGAGUCCAUCCGCAAAGAGCAAGAGAGACACCAACGGAGCGUCCCAGUGGCCACUUUCGACAACUACUGGAUGGCUCUGAAGCCUGGCGAGGUCGUGUACGUCAAGAAGAACGAUCUUUGGGAGGCGCACGUCCUUAGUAAGGUGUUCCAGGAUGUCGAAAUGGACGGGCGUAGCCGUCAGCUACGAGUCGUUUCUUGGUUCCUAGAGUUCGGCCAUAAUCGAAUCAUGCGAACAAUGGACCAAACGUUCAUCCGUUCGUGGAACGGCGAGCAGGUCGUACAAUCGCUCAGCGUCAUACCUGCGAGCUUGUUCCCAGGCGACCCUGAAGCCAUGCUGGAGAAGCAGGUCAGGUUGGGAAAGUUUUACUGGGAACUUCUGCAGCGACCGACGUACAUGGAAUACGACGGCUUGCUUGUGCAGGCACACUCAAGAGGCCACGGGGGACCUGUUUCCCGCGGACCCUCAGGCUAUAUGACUGGACGAGUGAUCUGUGACGCUGAGGGACACGAGAGACUGAGCAUGGGUGCCCCAGAGAACCGAUUCGCUCCUCCGCCACCUCUAGGCAGGCCGCCAGGGAUGGUGCCGCAAGCGCCCCCGCCGGGACGAGACCACCUGCCUCACUUCCUUCCACGCUGCGGCUGCGAGGGGUGUGAUAGCGAGACCGACCGUAUAGACGUCUCGCCAUUUGCCGACUUGGACAGCAUCAAACUCCAGGGUUCGCCGGCUCCGAUCAAUGAUAUCUUCUACAUCACGUGCACCAAGGUCAUCCCGGGCUUUCUUCUCGGCGACCGACGCUGGGGGCAUCUGAAUCUCGAGUACCUGAAACCCGUGGUCACCGACCGCGAGGCGUUCAAGUACCUCGUCCUCGACGAAGAGAUCAAGAUGACUGUCAAGGCGCUCAUCGGAAAGUUCGCCGCGGCCGAUUCCGGCAGGGUGACACCCUGGGCCAACGAUUUCGUCAGGAACAAGGGCGAGGGUCGCAUAUUCCUCCUCCACGGCGCGCCGGGCGUCGGCAAGACGUGCACCGCCGAGUGCGUCGCCGAGCUGACCAACCGGCCGCUCAUCUCCCUGACGUCGGGCGACCUCAGCGUCAACUCGCACAGCGUCGAGAACAACCUGUCCUACUUCCUCGAGCUGGGCCGGCGCUUCGGCGCCCUCGUCCUCCUCGACGAGGCCGACGUCUACCUCGAGCGCCGCCGCGCCAAGGACAUUGCGCGCAACGGCCUCGUCUCCGUCUUCCUCCGCGCGCUCGAGUACUACCGCGGCGUGCUCUUCCUGACGACGAACCGCGUGCAGGCCUUCGACGCGGCCUUCACGUCGCGCAUCCACGUCGCGCUGCACUACAAGAACCUGACGGACGUCGACCGCGAGCGCAUCUGGGCCAACAACUUUGAGCGCCUGGACAGGGACUCGAACGGGCGCGUGCGCGUCGCCGUCUCCACGAGGGAGUACGCCUACGACUCGCGCGACGUCCGCGCUCUGCGCUGGAACGGGCGCGAGAUCCGGAACGCGCUGCAGACCGCGCUGGCCCUCGCCGAGAGCGACACCGCCGACGAGGGGAUCGAGCGGGUCUGCAUCACGGAGAAGCACCUGCGGGCCGUAGUCAAGAUGAGCCGUGGCUUCAGGGACUAUCUGCGCAGCGGCAACGUCUACGACGGGGAUAGCGACGAGGCCGGGGAGAGCGAGGGCGAGGACGAUGAGAUUUUCUCCGACUAA
This is a messenger RNA of Colletotrichum graminicola M1.001, 2361 nucleotides long. Its product is annotated as ATPase. Bases 1 to 2361 code for a protein of 786 amino acids. The record is from RefSeq and is a predicted model, not a curated record. NCBI's taxonomy places the organism in Eukaryota, Fungi, Ascomycota, Sordariomycetes, Glomerellales, Glomerellaceae. The transcript has 3 exons. Gene Ontology annotation, molecular function: ATP binding; ATP hydrolysis activity.